AUGACAGAAACAAACAAAACAACUUUAGUCAUCAAAGAAUUUAUUCUUGUAGGUUUCCCUGGAUUCCAAGACCAAGAAAGCAAAAAAAUACUUUUUACAUUCUUCCUCAUUAUUUAUCUUCUUAUUUUGAUGGUAAAUUUUAUGCUGAUCAGCAUUUUUGUUGUGGACAGAAAUCUUCACACCCCGAUGUAUUUCUUAGUUUGUAGUCUUGCCAUUUUGGAUAUCGUGCUCUCAACAAACAUAGUGCCUAGGAUGCUAGCGCUCUUCAUUGCGGAUUCAAGAUCAACUCCAUUUGCAGCCUGCAUUACACAGAUCUACUUUUAUUGGUGUUUUAGCUCAGUUGAAUGUUUCCUUCUUGGCCUCAUGGCUUAUGACAGGCACAUUGCAAUCUGCAAACCCUUACACUACCCCAUUAUAAUGACUAACAGUCGCAUUGUGAAAUUGAUCAUGUAUACCUGGUUGGGUGGAUUCCUGAAUCCAAUAUUAGCACUGGCCCUUGCCCUUAGGUUUCCAUUUUGUGGUCCUAAUAAGAUUAAUCAGUGCUUCUGUGACUAUUCUUCUGUGUUAUUAUUGGCCUGUGGGGACAUCCUGAUUACCAGCUAUGUGGCAUUAGCCAUAGGCCUAAAUAUUUUAUUUAUUCCAUUGAUUUAUAUAGUCUUUUCCUACACAAAGAUUAUUAUGUCAGUAAUGAAAAUUACCUCAUCAGGACGCAUGAAGGCUUUUUCUACAUGUGGAACACAUCUACUGGUCAUUUCUUUAUACUUCUUUGUUACUGCUGGUGUGUACAUUUCUUAUCGAAUUCCUGGCACCUCUUUUGAUGUGCGGAUCAUGGCAGCUGUGUUGCAGAAUGUGUUUCCACCUCUGAUGAACCCAAUCAUUUACUGUUUGAGGACAAAAGAAAUCAGAGAACGUUUUGUGAAAGCCCUUCGAAAAAUUAGAAAUAUACUGACACAAAUGUGA
This is a messenger RNA of Erpetoichthys calabaricus (reedfish), 960 nucleotides long. Its product is annotated as olfactory receptor 6N1-like. Lineage: Eukaryota; Metazoa; Chordata; Cladistia; Polypteriformes; Polypteridae. Gene Ontology annotation, cellular component: membrane. Gene Ontology annotation, molecular function: G protein-coupled receptor activity; olfactory receptor activity. Gene Ontology annotation, biological process: G protein-coupled receptor signaling pathway. The record is from RefSeq and is a predicted model, not a curated record. The coding region runs from base 1 to 960 and encodes 319 amino acids. The transcript has a single exon.